This is a messenger RNA of Amaranthus tricolor (Joseph's coat), 1284 nucleotides long. RefSeq lists its product as uncharacterized. Bases 314 to 1273 code for a protein of 319 amino acids. Lineage: Eukaryota; Viridiplantae; Streptophyta; Magnoliopsida; Caryophyllales; Amaranthaceae. The record is from RefSeq and is a predicted model, not a curated record. The transcript has 2 exons.
UACAAUAAUCCCAACUAUUAAUUAAGCAUGAAUAAUCCCAAUUAUUAACUCACUUAACAUGUGCUCUUGUUACUUUACCUACAACCGGUUUUAGUAGGUAAAUUUAUUAUUUUUCCUUUUUUUUAAAAUUUAAAAUAAAAACUUGCAACUACUCACAUUAAUACCUUCAAGUAUUCAUCUCUCCCGUAAAACAUUAGAAUUCUCACUCUUGUAUAAACCCAUUCAAGUAUCAUCUCCAUUUUCUGAAAUUUCGACCCAGUACAGCACAAUUUCGCGAAGGAAAACUUGAUUACUCUCAUCUCCAAGGUAUUUGAUGGGUAGUUUAUUUGAUGAAGUUACUUUAAAAUGGUGGUAUGAUGGGGUGUUCAAGAAAAAUAAGGUUGGAGUAGAGUAUGUGGGUGGUAUGUGUAAAACAAUUAGUGUAGACCCAGACAAAAUUUCUUGGUUUGAACUCAAAGGGAUUGUUGAACAAGAUGUGGGUUACAAAUCUCCCUUUACCCUAUACUAUUUGCAUUCUACUUCUAUGGCUUUUGAGGAUGGGUUGAGGAAAAUCAAUGAUGAUGUCUCUGUAGGUGAAAUGGCUAAGGCUGUUAUUGAGUCUAAGGCAAUAGAUGUAUAUGUAUUGAAUGAUAUGGAUGAUGACAACCUCACUAAAUUACUAGGGAAAGCAACUGGCAACUUGGAUGGAGACAAUAGUUUAUUGGUUUCAAGGAAAAAAUUGACACCUAGGAAGCCACAUAAGCCCACUAUUAAGACAUGUAGUCAAAGUAAGACCCGUGGUCCCCACAAAUUAACUAAGAAGCCUAACUCAUCAUCCAUUUCAGAUGCUUUAAUUGAAUCUGAAAAUCUAGUUGCUGUGCAAAGUAUUAACUCAGAUCUGCCUUCAACCUCUACACUAGAAAAUACUUGUAGAUUUAUCCCCAUUGAAAGUGGGCUUUCUAAAGAUGAGCUGAACUUUCAUAAUGAUUGGUUUGAGACUUUUCCUAGUCCUGAUGCAAAGUUAAAUGAGGCUAUUGAUGAAGUUAAUGGAGGUGAAGAUGAGGUACGUGAAGGAAGUGAUGAAGUUUUUGAAGAAGGUGAUGAUAGUACACAUACAUGUCAGAGGAAUAUGGAUUCCAAUAGGCAGUUUAAGGGAUCCGAACGAGCAAAUGUAUCCAUUAGCAUGGGGUGGUUGAAGGUGAAAAUAAUGAUUCAUGGCGGUGGUUCCUUGCUGAGCUUAAAAAAUGUGUUCCACAUGCGAAUGGCACGCGAUGGACUAUCAUUCCAAGUGUGAUGUGAUUUUGA